Ustilaginoidea virens is the source of this 2145-nucleotide messenger RNA. RefSeq lists its product as uncharacterized. The transcript has a single exon. Gene Ontology annotation, cellular component: extrinsic component of mitochondrial inner membrane. The record is from RefSeq and is a predicted model, not a curated record. Gene Ontology annotation, biological process: ubiquinone biosynthetic process. NCBI's taxonomy places the organism in Eukaryota, Fungi, Ascomycota, Sordariomycetes, Hypocreales, Clavicipitaceae. Bases 1 to 2145 code for a protein of 714 amino acids. Gene Ontology annotation, molecular function: kinase activity.
AUGAGGUUCGUCGCCCUGGCCACUGAUGUUGCCGCAUUGCUCAGCGCCUCGCGAUCAGUAGCUGCCAAGCACGUCGCCCUGAGGUCUCGCCAGAUCGACGCAUAUCGCAGGACGUGGGAGGCGACCGCGAAUAGACCGGAGACCAGCCAGUCGGAGCCCCCCCUUGCCAGGAGCGGAGGCAAAGCAGACGAGCCGCCGGUUCAGCCAGCAGAGAGCCCUCUGAAAGACACCGAGGUUUCCUCAACGGCGGCCCAUGCCUCAACGCCGGAAUCUCCAGACGCGCAGCCCGAGGCUCCUGUUGCGCAACCGAAACCAAGCAGUGGCGGAUUGGGGGCCGAGGACGCAUCGGCAGCAUAUGCGAGGGCGUCGCAAAAGAGACAAGAGGCCUUGAGGGCAGCUGCGGAGCAACGGCAUGUGACCGGCGACAUCAACGUAAACAUUUUCCAUACGUCUCACGGCUCGACGAUCUUGGGCUCCCUGAGGAAGCGAGAGGGGACUGCUGCGAAGAAGGGACAAGCUGGUGGGCCGGCAAAGGAGCAUCCUUUGCGAUAUUGGCCACAUUCGCCGUCGCCGCCGCCGCCGCCGCAGGUCGCGCCGCAGGCACAAACACCAGAGCCAGCGGAGACGAAACCUAUACUGGAACAAGAUGACGUCGUCGCUCAUAAGAUCACCUUGCCGCCGGCAGAAGAACCUGCACCGCACAGUGACGCCCCAGAGGCAGACGCUGAGCCGAGGAAAGCAGACUCGGAGGUGGCAGAGCCGCCACAAGCCGUCGCCCAAGCCGCGGCGCCCUUCAACGCCGCUACGCCAGCCUACACGCUUCGGGAAUCCAAAGUACCAGCCUCACGCCUCAGCCGGCUGUGGAACUAUGGAGGCCUCGCGGCCGGCAUGCUGGGAGGCGCCGUGACGGAAGGUGUAAGCCGAGCGUUGGGCGGCGGCGACGGCGGCCAAGGGUCCGCACUGCUCAGCGGCAGGAACAUGGAACGCAUGGUCGCCAAGCUCUCGCGGAUGCGCGGCGCAGCCCUCAAGCUCGGCCAAAUGUUGAGCUUCCAGGACUCCAAGAUGCUCCCGGGCCCGAUCCAAGAGGUCCUGCAGCGAGUGCAAGACAGAGCCGACUACAUGCCCGGCUGGCAGCGAGACAAGGUCCUGGCAAGCAACUUGGGAAGCGACUGGCGCGCCCUGUUUGGCGAAUUCGAAGAGAAGCCCAUUGCGGCCGCGUCGAUAGGCCAGGUCCACCAGGCGACCCUCAAGUCGACGGGAAAGAAGGUUGCCGUCAAGAUUCAGUUCCCGGGCGUGGCAGACUCCAUCAACUCGGACCUGGACAACCUCGGCAUCCUGCUCAACGCCACGAAACUGCUGCCCAAGGGCCUGUACCUCGACAAAACCAUUGACAACGCGCGGCUCGAGCUCGGCUGGGAAUGCGACUAUGAGCGGGAGGCCCGGUGCGCCCUGCGGUACAGGCGGCUCCUCCGGGACGAGGGAGCCGUCUUCCUGGCCCCGGACGUGCACCCCGAGGCGUCGGGCAAGCAGGUGCUCACCAUGGACUUUAUGGACGGAGCCAGCGUCACGCGCGUCGCCUCGUUUACCCAGCAGCAGCGCGACUGGAUCGGCACGCAAAUCAUGCGCCUGUGCCUGCGGGAAAUCACCGAGUUCAAGUUCAUGCAGACGGACCCCAACUGGACCAACUUCCUGUACGACGCCGGGGCCAACAAGCUCGUUCUUCUCGAUUUCGGCGCCUCGCGCGAGUACCCCGACGACUUUGUCCGGCAGUACGUGCGGCUGCUGGACGCCGCGUCGCGCUCGGACCGUCCGGCGGUCAAGCAUCUCUCCGAGAGCCUGGGCUACCUGACCGGCCACGAGAGCAGGGCCAUGCUGGACGCGCACACCCAGUCCGUCCUGACGCUGGCGGAGCCGUUUAUGCGGUCUGCGCCGGAUGUGUACGACUUUGAGGACCAGACCAUCACGGCGCGCGUCAAGGCCCUGAUACCGGUCAUGCUGAGGGAGAGGCUGGCGCCUCCGCCCGAGGAGACGUACAGUCUGCAUCGGAAGCUGAGCGGCGCGUUUCUGCUGUGCGCGAGGCUGGGGAGCAAGGUUCCUUGCAAGGAGCUGUUUGCGCAGAGUGUCGGAAGGUCUGGAUACGUCUGA